GAAAUGCAGUUCUGUGGUCUAGGAAGGUUCAAACUUAAACGAACUCCAUCGCUGGAGUUGACCCCCGGGAAUAUCCUACGAUAUUCAGCUCAUCUUCUUUGUUGUAGCGCAACCACAGCGUGUGUACGCUACAGGAACAUACACAUCUUACGUACAUGUAUGCAAUUGGGUGAAACGUAUUCAAUGUCGGCGGGAGUCAGCUGAUCGGUCACGUGAUUUGCAGGAGUGAGAAGUGUGUCACAUGUUUGUCUGCCGUUUCCAGUCGAGCAGAUCUGUGAAGCAAAUCAGUCCAGCGAAAUGGCUUUGCGAAGCGACUUCCCCGCGGGAGUUGUCUUAGCACUAUUCGUGUUCAUAAGUGCAUCGUUCAUCCCCUGCGAAGCGCGCGUGAGAAGACAUUUCUGGCCGAAGCAUACGCUCGCCAAUGGCAGCGCAGAAGAGCUGUGGUUCACUCAGAGAUUGGAUCAUUUCAACGGUGCCGACAGCAGAAUUUGGAAACAGAGGUACUUUGUGAACGACACUUUCUUCAGAAGCGACGGUCCGGUUUUCCUGAUGAUCGGUGGGGAAGGUCCGGCGAAUCCCGCCUGGAUGCAGUUCGGAAGCUGGCUGACGUACGCACAGAAGCUCGGUGCUCUGUGUUUGAUGCUGGAGCACCGCUUCUACGGAAAGAGCCAUCCCACAGAGGACAUGAGCACACUGAACCUGCAGUACUUGAGCAGUCUCCAGGCUCUGGCUGACCUGGCGCACUUUCGCGUGGUGAUGGCGGAUUCUCACGGGCUGGCAGACAGGAAGUGGGUGGCGUUUGGGGGGUCGUACCCCGGCUCCCUCGCGGCCUGGUUCCGCCUGAAGUACCCACACCUGGUCCACGCUGCCGUGGCAACCAGCGCACCUGUACAUGCCGUGGUCAACUUCCCUGAGUACCUGGAGGUGGUGCACCGCUCCCUGGCUGCUGAGAGCCUGGACUGCCCCCUGCUGGUGCAGAAGGCUUCUGACACCCUGCUGGAGCGGCUCAAAGACCCAAAGACCUACGAUAACAUCACCAAGGACUUCGGGUUGUGUGAGAAGCUGCAGAUCCAGUCUGAUAAGGACUCCGCGUACUUUCUGGAGACGCUCGCCGGGAACUUCAUGGAUGUGGUCCAGUACAACCAGGACAACCGGGAAUUUGAGGGUGCCAUUGGGACAAACAUCACCAUCCAGGUGUUGUGUGGGGUGAUGUCGGAUGCGUCGCUGGGGCAACCGUACGACAGGUACGCUGCCGUGGCCCGCCUCAUGCUGCAGACCUUCUCCCAGAAGUGCCUGGACGCCAGCUACGCCAACUACCUGCGCGACAUGAGGAACGCGUCCUGGAGCAGCCCCGCCUCGGGAGGACGGCAGUGGGUGUACCAGACCUGCACAGAGUUUGGGUUCUACCAGAGCACCGACUCGCCUAACCAGCCCUUCGGCGGGUUCCCCCUCCCGUACCAUGUGCAGCAGUGUGCGGACAUAUACGACCCCUCCCUGACCCUGGACUCCAUCACCACCGCCGCACAGCAGACCAACGAGCGGUAUGGCGGCUACGAUAUCCGCACCUCCCGCAUCGUGUUCCCCAACGGCUCCAUCGACCCCUGGCACGCCCUGGGCAUCACCCGCGACCUCAGCGAUGACCUGCCCGCCAUCUUCAUCCAGGGUACGGCGCACUGUGCAAACAUGUACCCAGCAUGGGAUAAGGACCUGCCCCAGCUCAGCCUGGCCCGAGACCAUGUGUUUCUGCUUCUGCAUAAGUGGCUCACACAGUGAACCCCCUCCCACCCCGCCCGCGAUCACCGUGGCGAUGAUGUUCCUGCAUCAGCAGCUCAAAGGCCCCCCCCCGGCCCUGACGAUGCUUCCUACAGCCCGCGGUCGCCGUGGCGAUGAUGUUCCUGCAUCAGUAGCUCAAACGCUCCCCCCUGGCCCUGACAACGCUUCCUACAGCCCGCGGUCGCCCGUGGCGAUGAUGUUCCUGAAGCACUUUACUGUCCCUCCCUGUGGCACUGCUUCUGAAAGUAACAGUGUUGAGGUUCUGUAACCUCUCUCUGUUGGUUUGUGUGUGAAACCGGCUUGGCCACCUCCAGGUUUAACGACUCUUUGAUCUUCCGCAACAGAUGGUUUACAUAAAGGUCUCUCAAAUUCACAGAAAGGUUUCAGAAUUGGAAACUGUAAAAUAGUCUAAGAAUUGCACUGAAGUGUCCAUGUGAGAAAGCCUUGGGGGUGGCUCUCACCAUUGGCUGUUUUUACCAAACCCCUGAAUGUUCAUAAUAAAAUAUAAAACAGGAAAUCCA
This is a messenger RNA of Conger conger (European conger), 2294 nucleotides long. RefSeq names its product serine protease 59, putative (gene prss59). Bases 298 to 1773 code for a protein of 491 amino acids. Lineage: Eukaryota; Metazoa; Chordata; Actinopteri; Anguilliformes; Congridae. Gene Ontology annotation, biological process: proteolysis. The transcript is spliced from 9 exons. Gene Ontology annotation, molecular function: dipeptidyl-peptidase activity; serine-type exopeptidase activity. The record is from RefSeq and is a predicted model, not a curated record.